GCGGGCCAAUGGUUUUGGGGUAAACAGUAUUUGCGAUUCUUUUCACAAUAGUUUCCCGUCAGUCGGAAGUUCGUUUUGGUAACGCGCGCAAUGCGACCGCGCGAAACGUGAAACGUCGUGACGAGAAUGUCGAGGAGUGCCCAGGCGAGACGGUUGCUGAAGCGCGUUCUCUGGCUUCUGGUUUCCAGGUGGCCGCCGUUGGUUUGGCCGACAAUGGCGAGCUCGAGGUCGGCAGUCGACGGUGUCGGCGAAACUGAUGGCACGACAGGUGUAACCGGUGGUGGGCCUAGGAAUCCCCUCAUCUGCGGCAUCUGUCACGACUAUUACAACGAGCCUUGUCUGCUAUCCUGUUUUCACACCUUUUGUGCCCGCUGUAUUCGCGGCCCUCACCUUGACGGAAAGGUCUCCUGUCCUAUCUGCGGGUAGAUAACAACGACUGUUAUUGCAUGGCGUCCUUAGGGUGGGUGACGAUCCCAGGCAACAGACGCAGCUGAAAGAUGGGACGCAACUACCACCACCCGAUCAGCUGAUACGUCAACUAGUCGAGUUGGCCAACUCUGAGAAUCCACCAUGUGCCAACUGUGACAAGCGUGACAAGUCUACCAUGUUCUUUUGUACAACAUGUGGACAAGCACUAUGUACACACUGCAGAGAGCACACUCACAGCGCAAAGAUGUUUUCUACGCAUGAUGUGGUGCAUAUGAGCAAAUGUGCCAAGGAUACUCAACGUCGUUGCUCAACCCAUGGAGAACAAUACAUAAUGUACAGCCAGAGCGCCAAGUGCAUGCUCUGUGCUACUUGUUUUCGCGACACUCCGGCGGAGGCUAGGCUCCAUUGCGUGGACAUCGAGAGUGCCUGGCAACAGGCGUCCAAAAAAAUGGAGCGUGCGGUUAAUUCGAUUUGCGAGCUGCAGGCCGGGGUGCGGGACGGAGUAUUGGCUCUGAAAUCACAAUUGGACGAGCUACGACACAGUCUGGACUCGGAGAAAAGGGCACUGAAUUCAUUCUGCCAAGGGAUGCAGGAAGCGAUAACAAAAACUCAUGCCAACGUUUUGACGGACCUUCAACGGCAAUUCGAAACUAAGGAGAGGAUGGUCCGUGGCCAGUUGCUUUCCCUAGGUAGUGCACUUCCCGUACUACAGAUGCAUUUGAUGUUGUGCACCGCCUUCACCAGCGGCGCGACGAAAUAUCAAUUUCUCGAGCUGGCCCAUCCGAUGCUGGAGCGGUUGAGUCGCGUCGCUCAGUUAGGACAUCCGUCGAGACCGCCGUUAAUGACCGCUCACCUCAAGACCAACUUCAGGAACGAGUUCGCUAGGUCUCUGCAACCGUAUGUAGGUCAGACGCAAACCCCGAAAGAGUCGCUGUACGACCAGACUCACGCAACAGGUCAACAGGAUCCAUCCGUGAUUCAGAGCAGCAAAACUACUCAGAGGGCCCCGACGAAAAGCGGAACCGAUUGCGGACCAUUCUCCAAUCACUGCCGGACAUUUGAUACUCAACUAAAGGAAUUGAAUCAACAGCUGCUCGUGGUGAAGGAACGUUUGGGGGAACUUCAUCGCGACGUGGCUGUGUUGCGAAGAGCGAACACUCCUCCAUUGGGAAUGCGUUACGAGAUAGUAGCCAAAGAUUGUCGGUUUCUGGAGCGGCAGUUGGAGCAUCAUCAGAUGGAAUUGGAACGGCUUAGAAAUGUCUUCGACGCCUUGUGGGACGAGCAGUUGUGUAGAAUUCACAUAGAGAAAGAUAUUUUCCAUUCUCAGAUGAACGACAUUUUGUCGCUAAGGAGUCAAGUGAAACAACUGCAGAAUCUCGCUCAGCAGUUGGAACCAUUCGUAAAAUCCUUUUCAACCGGGGUUACCGCCGGUGAAGUGAACAUGGCAGCUUCCGACGCGGCAGGCAAUCAGGAUUUACAAGUAUUGCUGGAUCACUUAGCUCGUUUGCAAAUGCAGGAACCACCGCAGCAACCGCAGACCCAAGCGCCCACGAAGGAUCAUCGACAUCCGCGUAGCACUGCCACCAGCGCCGAUAACGCGCUUUAUAUGAAAGAAACGAAGGAGGUGCCAACGCGUUGUCGCACACCUUCCGGUAGUGUUGAAGCCGUUUUGGAUUCGAGUGGAAAUAUCGUCGUGUAUGGUACGGCCAAAUCUACCGACUCGAAGAGGGGAGUUCUCAGCCAACUGAUAGAGAGAGCCAGGACUAAAGAGGAUCGUAAGAAGUCACCUGGCAGAGAGGAAAGUCGCGAUCGCAGUCAGAGUCGACGAUCCAGGAAAUCUCCUGACGGCUCGAAACCGAAAACACCACCGGGGCACUCGUCGGCUAGCAAAGUACGUUCUCUGUACCGGUCUCUGAAGGGUGGCAGCGGCGACACAUCCGUCGAGGGACUCGAUCAGCCGGAAAGAUGCACAGACGCCCAGCAACCACAGUCACACAUGACUGCAGGUGAGGAAGGGGAGUAUCAACGAAUAUCGGAGGCCUCGAGCAUGGGAGAAGCCAAGAAGCGCGUGCAGGCUCAAGUGCACGCCGUUCCCGACGAGCAACCGAUCCCUGCCAGCAAGGGUGUGAAAGUGUAUCCUGCCAGCGAUUCAGAGGACGUGUUCUACGCGGACGAGAAAGCCUCGACGGAGGUGAGGAGGCGUCGACGAGCCAGCUGCGACAGCCUGAGUACUACUGGUUCCGGUAGCAGACGUUCGAGCAUCGUCGAUGGGACGGUAGGUCAAUCCGCGCAGGAUCCCAGGAAAACUCUGGUUGUUGUGAUCGGACCUACACCGAAGUCGUCGUCUCUGGUGCAGAAGCAGCGUUCCUGGGAAACGUUUCCGCGACUGAAGAGCAAACGCGGCAGUUCUGCGGCCAGCGAAGGAGCUGCCUCGUCACUUGGCCAGCUGAAGAAAGCAGACAGCUUCGAGGGACACGAGGAAGCGGUACGCACCUUGGUGGCAGCAGUACAGGAGACCAGGUCGCAUCUACGCCAUCAUCAUAUGCACCAACACCGUCAUCACCGGAAGAGCAAGACAAAUUAAAGUUGGUCUUGCUCGAGAUAAAUCAGGUAGCGCCGCGGCAAAAGUUCACAGAGUUUUUCCGCAGAGGUGUCCAGACCGGAUAAUCAACACGCAGAAGACCAGUUGUCUCCCCACCGCGUUUCAUUUCAUUCCAGUCAUCUAUGGCAAUGUUACUGUCAUAGGAACACGAAUUAAGUUUGCUUUUACUCAAUGUAGAGCACUGCUGAACCGUUUGAAAAAUUCCAAAAGCUUCGUCCAAAAAUGUGUAACUUUGUUAAUCAACAGAUGGAAAAGCAAGCGUCUCCAACGCGUUUUCUUUCUGUUGGAUCGACCAUUGUAAUAUUGUCACCUUCGCCAAAACAGCAAGAGUAACUAAACAUACUUUUGCUUUAAGCAGAGCCACGGUAAAGGUUCGCAAAUCUUCUUCGGAGAUGUCCAGCUCAAACUAUUCAUCGGGUAUCUCUUCGACGCGUUUUAGCUCUGUUUUGGUCACCGAUGACAAUACCGCCGUCUUCGCUGGAAUACCACCCAACUCACACUUUUUCGAUUCACCAGGUGUUUUUUCAACGCUUUUCGCCUUUAUUAGAUCACAAAUUGCAACGUCAUCAAAACAACAAGACUAACUACGUUCACUCCUUCUUUAACUAGAGGCUCGGUGAUGAUUUAAAGAAAUUUCUUCAAAGAUGUCCAGCCCAGGUAGUCGUCAAACAUCGUUCCAACACCUUAAUUUCUAUCGGAUUACGAAUUGGAAUAUUGUCAUCGUCAUCGCCAUCGAAACAACAAAAUAAACUCACGGUUGCUCGAGAAUCCUGACGAAGAGUGAUACGCCUUUCCACAGAAUUGUCUAACCUAAAUAUUCAACAGGCCAGAUAUCUCCCGAAGACGUUUUCCCUCGGUUGGAUCAUCGAUUGCAUCGCCUACGCUACUAAAAGAUCAAGAACUAAAUUUUCGUUUGAAGCAGAAUUGCGUUGAAAGUUCAAAGAAAGUUUCUUCAACGCGUUCAGUUUUUCUUUUUAUUGAGUCAUUAAUGCUUACGAGUAAGUUAGCAAUGAUAUUGAACUUGCGGGUACAAAGUUGUUACGCGAUGGUGCAAUUUACACAGCGUUUACAAGAGAUUUAGGCCAAGCUGCGUUUGGCUGUCCGGGAAGGAGUUGAAAAUCCUCAAAAUGCCUAGCAUACAUACAGGAAAGUAUUAUCGAGGGAUUAUAUCUUUCGAUCAGUAGUAUAUUGUUAUUAGUAGCGGAAUCUUAGUUGGAUUCUUUUUGAACAUUUUGAGUAUUUUAUUAGAGAGAUUUUAUUUAUACGAUACGAUGAUCCAAAGGGCAUUUCGCGUAAUAUACACGUAUCAAACGAACGUGAAUUUAGUCAUUCAUCAUCUCAGCUGCCGCUGAGAAGGCACCUUUUAACAUUAAUUUCACGAAGACUGUAACACCGUUUCUCGGAUUUCUGUUACUUGGUUCUGGACCAAAUUUUUAGCUAUUCAUGUCGUCUUACAAACUCAUUCUUGGAGGUUUCUACUCCCCUGUUUUGUGUCUGCCCGGAGCCGUUUCAGGUCAGGCGUCCGCUUUCAGCGUAGAACGCUUCUCCAUUUUUUAUUAAAUAGCUUUUUUAUUGCACUUGAAACGCCGAAGAUCGCAAUAUAUCGCUGCCAAUAGGAAAUUAAUACAUACGAGACGAUGAGAAAAGCGAGUACUUAUUUAUUGCCCGGUACUCUCCUUCUCUCGUUGUCGACCCUUGAGUGACCGUUUAUGCACUUAGACUCGAAUUAGGUUAGUAUCGAACACGUAAUCGUCAAUAAACUGUGCAUGCGUAAACACAGAGUCAUGGAUCUGAUUAUUGUGUAAAAUAAACGAAUGGAAACAAGUUUCCAAUGCUGCUCAAACCGCGCGUCUGCGUGAAAAGAACUUCGAGAAAGAUAAAAAUCGGACAAACGAAUUGAUUCGUUAUAAUUACGAUUUAUACAUAGUAACAUCUUCGAGAUAUAUAAUUUACACAUCGCGUAUACUUGACGUCGAACGAAUAACUCAGAGAGAAAGGGAGAGAGAGAAAGAGAGAAUGUUAGUUAGCGAACUUAAACACUGCCAGCUACAGUAUAUACUACGAAUUUAAACAAUGGUACUCUCUCACGAGAAAAAAUAGCCUAAUUAAAAACGUACUCAUAAUCGCCAAUCGCACGGGGAUCCAUCGUCCGCGAUAUUCCAACGAUUGCAUGUUCGUCUAACGUUAUAUGUAUGUACCUACUUGCAUCGCGGAAUAUAGACACGAUUUUUGCCAAGAAAUGUGAAGGUUCCUCGUGAAAAUUAAACGCGAUUGCUACCGUUCAUUUAAACGACUAAUGGAUCAUGAUCUUUGUAUGGAUCGUAAGGACGUUACAAUUAUAGCAAAUGUACACUAUUAAAUAUGUAUGAGAACUGUCAAGUUGCUGAUAAUAGAGAAAUAUACAUGUUACAAGGCUA
Hylaeus volcanicus is the source of this 5448-nucleotide messenger RNA. RefSeq names its product RING finger protein 207-like. Gene Ontology annotation, cellular component: perinuclear region of cytoplasm. The coding region runs from base 605 to 3013 and encodes 802 amino acids. Gene Ontology annotation, molecular function: transmembrane transporter binding; zinc ion binding; Hsp70 protein binding. The transcript is spliced from 7 exons. The record is from RefSeq and is a predicted model, not a curated record. NCBI's taxonomy places the organism in Eukaryota, Metazoa, Arthropoda, Insecta, Hymenoptera, Colletidae.